AUGAAAUCGCGUUGCCCGGGGGUCGAGCCCGUACCCCCACGCGUGAGGGUAAAAGCAGAGUGGGGAGUUUGUGGUGGUGCCCGGGUAAAAAGAUAGAGGUGGGACCGAGGCGUGAGUGAGUGAGUGAGUGAAUAGUGAGUCCCGACCAAGUGAGUAAGACCCACUCAGCAGUGUCUCAGUCACAACGAGAUCGGCAAGCUGAAUGGUCAAAUAUCGCGUGUCUGGUCGUGCUGAAAAUAUUAUUUUUUCGAGAAAAAUACAAAAAAGACCACUACAAAAAACCACCCUUAAAAUUCCCCAAAAAUUCUCUUUUACCCCCUUACCCCUUUUCACAAUAUUUUAAUAAAUUUCAAAAAAAAAUAUUUUUUCCCCUUUUUUUUUAAUUAUAAAUUGAGACCUUUUUUUCGCAUGUAAUCGGUUUGGACGAAUGUCACUCACAAUUGUUGGUGUGAACGACCCUUUAACUUGGAGGACAAUGAGAAAAGGGAUGAAAAUUAAAUUUUCAAUGAAAAAUGAAAAAUUGAAGGAAAUGUUAAUUGAACUGGGACAAUGUGGAGAAAUCUGGUGCUGUCUCGAACUAUCAUAAUAAGGAACUGUUAACAGUAGAAAAAAAUAAAAUAAGUGAAAAAUUGGAUUUUACUUCGCGAUUUAAAAAAAAAAAAUAUUGAAAAAUAGAACUUCCUGAAGUAACCGGAAGUGCGUGAGUGGAUGCAAGGAAGCUGUAUCGUCGGGAGAAGUCGAGGAGUCUCCUACCGGAGGAAGAGGAAGAGAUGAUCUUCGGGCUGCUGGUGGCUGGAGCGAUUGCCCUUGCCACUCUAAGGCGGUAUUCGCUGAUACAUACAGCAACGUUUACGAGUUUAGCAUUCUUUUUGAGUUCUGGCCUAACUUCAGUGACCGCUGCGCCCUCAUACGGUCAUCGUAGUAGUAUUAUUUCCGAAGCGAUGGACAUGGAACCCUGGGUGCAACCCUGUGGAACACCAGUCGCUGCACCUUUGAGGAAAUUACCUCAACGACACAGUGUUCAUCGGGCGCUGAAAAGGGUCCGAACACAAUUGAGGGUCGCGCAAGAGCACCUUCGCAAGGACAUCAAAGACAUUCACGAAAUUUACUCGAAGGUGUACAAAGUGCUGAAGGAGCAGCAAUACCGAAUGUCCUGGCUACCAGAGAAGCAACUCGAUUGGUAUCAUCGUGAAUUAUGGUGCUUGGAAAAAAGUAAAAAAGCAGAGAAAGCACUUCCACGAUUGCACGAUGCACUGCAAAGGUUCGCCAUCACAUUCUAUCAUUUGAGGGCCUUUCGUCUCAAAUCGAAUAUUAAUGCCGAACUCACAAUGAGCAGGAGGAAUGAAAUUAUCGACGGAAUGUACAACGAAGUAAGAAGGACGUUGUGCGAAGUGGAGACGGCAAUUUUCAAUUUGGGACUACAAUUGCCAACGACACACAAGGCAAAUAUUGUGACGGAGAGUUCGAAUUGGGCCGAAGAGGGCGACUUAACGUUGAUGUUAAUUCAAGAUUCGGGUGUUUUGCGACUCUAUAGAGAUUUUCUCAACGACUGGACGAGAGCUUUUCGUAAUGCCACUGCCAUUGGACCCGGUACAUGUGAUCCAAGCAUGAUAAAGCCCUUAAUUUACAAAUCGAAGAAACCUAAGAAAGAAUUUCAACACAAGAAAAAGCAGAAAAAUCCUAUGAAAAAACAAAAUGGACAGAUUAAAAAGAAUAUUGCCUUCAAUCGAAAUCGACAAUUAUUCCAAGGAAUGAGAUGGGGAAUGAGAAGAAGAUUGGGUAGCAAUAAGCCAAAAAAUGAAACUUGAAGAACAAUUUUUUUUUCUACUUAAUUAUAUACAAAACUUUGAAAGAGUAUUUUUAUUGACGUACAUUGUUUUUUUUGGAAAAACUCCUCAAAAAAAGAAAAGAAAGGGUACUUAAAAGUAUGAAAGUGAAUGUUGGUCCAGGACAAAAAUUUCGUUUUUUUGUCUAUGGUAAAACUGCAAUUUGGUAAACAGUAUUACGAGAUCUUGUUCUGAAUGAUUAAACAGUAUUAUAAAUGUCGUUUACGAUACGAAGUAUUUUUUUUUCAUGUAGAAAAAAAAUAAUGAUGAAAAUACGACUAUUAAGGGUCAUUUAGUUUUCCAAUUGUAAUUAUUGUGAAUUCGCGGGCAAUAUUUUUCGCAAUAGAAAAUAUUUUGCAGGAAAAAAUAUUUUUUUGCCUGCUUUUUAUUACGGUCAAAUUUUAAUAAGAGUUCUUUUCGUAAAUCUGGUAAAAUCUUUUCUUAUUCGGCAAAAAAAAUCUGGAAUAGCUAAAAAUUUUAC
Molecule: messenger RNA, 2307 nt
Organism: Leptopilina heterotoma
Lineage: Eukaryota; Metazoa; Arthropoda; Insecta; Hymenoptera; Figitidae
Exons: 4
Coding region: 771-1808 (345 amino acids)
Source: RefSeq, a predicted model, not a curated record